Molecule: messenger RNA, 714 nt
Organism: Cylindrotheca closterium
Lineage: Eukaryota; Bacillariophyta; Bacillariophyceae; Bacillariales; Bacillariaceae
Source: the annotation of a GenBank genome assembly
AUGCUUCGAACCAGGACAACAGCUGUAAGAGUAGCACGAACAGGAAUUCUUCACAACCUAUCAAAAGCGCCAAAAGCUCCAUCGAUAUUCCACCUUUCUUCAUGGGAAGAUCAACAAUCAUGUUGCUUCUCUUCCAACACGCCAGCACAAGAGGAUGAAAAGAGCACAUUCAACUACGAGGCUCCCAUGGGAGGCCUCAUUACCCGUCUCAAGAUUGUUAGCAUUUCUUCAUGUGUUCUGAGUUUGGUGGGGUUGCCUUUGCUUAUCUUUCUCAAGAGUGGUGAUCUGCCGACUGCCAAACAGGCAGGGGUCGGUGGGAUUGCUCUCUUUGGUGCCACGGGAAGUACACUCUCGCUUCACUUUGUUUUUGGACCAUAUGCGCUAAGUAUGGAAGAAGUACCAGCACCGGAAGGAACGGAUGAUGCCAAGAAUACUGCCUUUCUCAAGGCCACUACUCGAUCCGUAUUUGGAUGGAAGAAUGAAUACGUAUUUGAUUCCCUGAGUGCUGUUGAGCCAUACUCAGGGACACGCCCCUUCGCCAAUUUUAUGAUCAAUGGUCAGACCUUGCUGUAUGCGCAUCCCGAGUUAUUGGACGAAGCUAUGCGACGGAGAUUAAUAUAUCCAGACGGCCUUCCAGAAGAGAUUGAGGCUGCCAAUAUGGAACGAAACGAAGGUCUUCCCAAACGGAAAGAGGACGAUGAUGACUUCUUUUAA